AUGUCGAACUGCUCAAAUAUCAAUACAACAACGGUUGCACUAAGCGCACCAUUAUUCUUUCAAGUUAGUGUACUGUACAUUGCACAAGGUAUGAAUGAAACACUGACAUUUGGUAUUCGAAAUGAUCCGAGUUAUACAUAUUUGGAUAAUAUCUCCGUAUUGAGUGGUGGACAGGAACUCCUUACGAAUGGAAAUUUUGAAUACGGAACUCAACUUGGAUGGUCUGGUGCAUCACAUCUAGCUAGCGGCUCUGGGAUUUGUUACUCAUAUUGUUAUGUAGAUGGAAUAGUCGGCAGGUUAGACUAUGUUAGUCAAACAUUUCAGACAACACCAGGAUCGUUGCUUUAUAUCAGUUUCUAUAUCAGAUGGGGAGGAAAUGGUUCGGGAGUUAUUGCUAAUGUAACAAUAUAUCCCUGA
Didymodactylos carnosus is the source of this 417-nucleotide messenger RNA. The record is from the annotation of a GenBank genome assembly. Lineage: Eukaryota; Metazoa; Rotifera; Eurotatoria; Philodinida; Philodinidae.